UCAGUGAAAGUGUUGUCUAAUUGGCGAUGGAAGGAAGAAUUUUUUUUGUGAUUAAUUGGCAUUGCAGGAUUAACUCGGAAUCUGAUUAAAUGAUUAAACGAAUAAUUGAAUAACAUAAUCAAUUACUAUAAUGGAGUAAUUACUACAUAUCUAAAGCAGAACCAACACUGAAGUCCGGAGGGCGAUCAUCGGACAUAACACCUGGGACCGUCAUUACUUCGGUUUAGUCUGCACCUUGUGAAACGCGUAAUUGCAAAUGAAAAUUCUGCCUUUUAUUGUAGAGUACAUGUUAACGAUUUGAGAAGAAACAAAACCACUAUAGUGAUCUACUUCUUGGAUAACAAGUGCGUGUUUAUAUACUGAAAGGCAUGGUUGAACAGAUGAGGAUUUAUGUAAAGGAAGUUCAUGUGGAAUGCCGUACGAAAUUUAAGUAUGAUGAUAUUCAUACCCAGACAUGACCGUCAAAUGUUUCUUGAGCGUUUUACACUGAGCUCCUUUGCUCGGAUACUGGUGCCCUUAUUCUUCCUGACAGUUAGUCGAAUACUGGUUUCAGGGUCCAAACAGCAAUCAAUCCCAGUGAAUUUGCCUUUAUUUCGAGAAACUCCGUCGGACUAUACGUUUUCUGAGGGUGAUUUAGCAGUCCUCUAUUGCUCCAUCCAAAACCUGGGCGCCAAAACGGUUGUGUGGCGCAAAGCUACUUAUUCCCAUCCGUUGACAGUGGGUCCAAUGAUCUACACACCGGACACGAGGUUCCAGAUUUCCCACGUCUCUGGAAAAGACGAAUGGAAUCUUCUCAUUAAGAAUGUUACCCCCGACGACGCAGGGAUGUAUGAGUGUCAGGUUAGCACCAAGGAGAAGUACUUCCGAAAGUUGAUACGGGUUACAGUUAUAGAAAGGCCAUUCUUGGAGAAAGUUAUAACAAUUCAAGGUCAGGACAACGUUAAAAAAGGUGAAACUCUGGAAUUUUCUUGUAAUGCAACAAACGGACAACACCCGCCACAAGACAUUGAAUGGACUAAAGAUGAGGCCAAAAUAUUUCCUGAUAAACUAGGGCGGAUAAACAUAACAAAGCACAUAUCAUACGUUACAAACUCUAUAGUGAGCAAUUUGACUAUAAAAAGAGCGACAUUGGAUGACAAAGGAGUAUAUCUCUGCAGGACAGAUGACAUGACCAGGAACGUCACUGUAGACGUGAAUGGUGAGGGUUCGGAAAAUGUGAAAAGGACAAUUACACAGGACGCACCAGCGACUACAUCUUGUGCCACGUCAUCAACAUAUGCGCUCUACGUAAUAGUGUUCCUUGUACAUUGUUCGCUUAGACAUAAUCAAAUGCUAUACAUGGUAUAGCUAUUAUAAGCAUGCAGUACUUAAAACUUUAUAUAUUUUGACAAACGUGUAUGCUUUUCCUUAUGUACGUAUCAAGAAUAUAGUAAUUGUCUUUGUUCUUUUGUUGAUAUGAUACCUCAAAUUCAUAUUUUUAUUGAUAUACCAUUUAUAUGCAUCACAAUUAUCAUUAAAAAACAUAUAGCUAUCAUUUAAUUCUAAUUUUUUUAAACGCUUGUUUACUUAAAGUAUUCAUUAAGGUUUCUGACAUGUGCGGGUACAAUGCAAUUGAAAUAUGAAUAUACCCUGUUGGUAUGAACUAUUAUGAUUAAUUAUGUUGUUUGCGUUUAACACAAGACUUAAAUUGGUGAUAAGAGUAUCUCACUUGGUGAGUGUUCUCGUUUUCAAUAUUUAUCUAAAAUUAUUUGUGAUUAGCUAUUUUAAAUAAAUAUCUUGAUCUAUAUUUUUAUGUUGAUUAUAAGUUGACAUCUGAGGACUAAAACUUACAAACGACACAAGUUCAAAGAUAUGUAAGCGCUAAACUAUUUUUGGUUUGGCUGGGAUAACACAACACUACUUUUGUCAUAAGAAGCCAUAACGACUAUGAGACAGUAAGAAUACCAUGUUACAAGGUGAAA
This is a messenger RNA of Dreissena polymorpha, 1961 nucleotides long. RefSeq names its product lachesin-like. The transcript is spliced from 7 exons. NCBI's taxonomy places the organism in Eukaryota, Metazoa, Mollusca, Bivalvia, Myida, Dreissenidae. The record is from RefSeq and is a predicted model, not a curated record. Gene Ontology annotation, cellular component: neuron projection membrane. The coding region runs from base 406 to 1347 and encodes 313 amino acids. Gene Ontology annotation, biological process: synapse organization.